AUGGCGACAAUGACGAUACCUCCGCGUACGCCGUCACCAAAAGUGCAUAUCCGAUCUCAAUCCUUCGACUCGCCAUCUUCUCGCAUCAGCAUCACGGCCCUUGAGGAGACGCCGUUUUCGAAAUCCACGGGAUCGCUUGCCAUGAAAUCUUUGCCUGGCGAAGCAGCGGUCAUUGAACGGGAGACCAUUCAAUCUACCAGCGUGCUGGUACCACUGCAUACCAAGAUGAGCGCCGAAUCGAUUCUUUUCGAUGACUUGAGCGCGGCUUCGUCAUCCCCGUCUUCCGUCGCCGGUUCACCCACACACUCGGCGCCAGAGUCGGAAUCAAACAUGGGACUCUGCACAGAUGUCUCUCCCUCGCCCUCCCCUGAACCCUCGCCCUCGCUACCAGUCGAACCCAAACGCAAACGUGAACGCAGACGUGAACGCGAACGCGAACGCGAACGACCCCACCCCCUAACCUUUGCCCAACCAUCCCACUACCACUACCACUACAACAACAACCCCGUCCAACCCCAUCAUCAUAAACAACAUCAUAAACAACAAACCCCCCACCACGCCGCCUCCUCAGUCUUCCUCUACCAAGACCCCCGCUACCCAAUGUACUCGCCCUUUCUCGUCAAAGUCGUCCUCGAUCUCUGGGACUUGAGGGGCUUGGACUGGAUGUCGAUUGCGGAGCCGGUACAGCGGAUUUGGGGCAUUAGGACGUGUGCGGCUGAGGUUUUGGCGAUUUUGUGUUUGAAUGGGAGGGUGGGGGCGAGGCGGUGGUGGGAUUGA
Molecule: messenger RNA, 777 nt
Organism: Plenodomus lingam JN3
Lineage: Eukaryota; Fungi; Ascomycota; Dothideomycetes; Pleosporales; Leptosphaeriaceae
Source: RefSeq, a predicted model, not a curated record